CUGUAUCUGCCAUCUUUUUAACAUGGCGAUUGAUCACAUUUGUCGUAAUUAGUGUUAGUAGCGUCGGUUUUCUAAUAUAAUAUUACGUAUAACCAUGGAUAGUGAUAUUAAUCUAUUGAAUAUCAUUAUUUGAUUUAACAGAGUUAUUUUACUUAGUGAUAUCUGAAAAUCAGUAUUUUCUAUAUUAAGGCAUUCACACGCCUUUAGGGAAGUCUAACCCCAAGCCGCUUACUUUAAGUUAUUGAUUUUUCUUGUUGUUCAAAUAUGAUGAUGUACACGGGCACAAGUACAGAGCAAGAUACACGCUUCAGUGACAAAGAGAAAAAACUAAUGAAGCAAAUGAAGUUUGGAGAUUGUUUGACGCAGCAGGUGGACAUGUCCAAGGUGAAGCUGGAUGUGCUGAAGCCAUGGAUCACACAGAAGAUUACCGAGAUUCUUAAGAUGGAAGAUGAUGUUGUCAUCGACUAUGUCAACAACCAACUUGAGGAAAAGUUCCCAUGUCCAAAGAAAAUGCAGAUCAACUUAACUGGAUUCCUCAACGGAAAGAAUGCUCGGCUGUUCAUGGGAGAACUGUGGGAGCUGUUGCUGAGCGCACAGGCGAGCGAGAACGGCAUACCGGAGUCCUUCACGCAGCAGAAAAAGGAGGAAAUAAAGAAAAGAAUGGAGGAGCAACAAAAAGACAAGGACAAAGAUAAAGAUCGUCGCAGGUCGCGGUCGCGGUCUCGGCGGCGCUCUCGAGACCGGCGUCGCUCACGGUCCAGGUCACGUGACCGUUCUUCUGACAGGAAACAUCGCAGUGGAGGCAGCCCUCGCCGUUCACGAAAACGCAGUCGUGAUAAAAGUAGCCAGUCCAAACCGUCGCAUGUAGAUGAAAUCAAGCUACCAGAGCCGAAAGAAAAUGGAAAGUCACCUGAGAAAGUUGAAGAACCUGAAAAUAAGGAAGAAGUGAACCAUAACUCGACAACUGAGACUAUUAAAGAAGAUAACCAAGAAGAGCCAGUGAAGGAAGAGAAAACUGAAACUGAAACUAAAUCUAGAUCUGCAUCGCCAGAAAAGCCAGCAGCUGAAAAAGAAGAAGAAAAACCUGUUGAAAAAACGCGCAAUUCGUCUAGUGAACGCAGAUCUUCAUCUGCAUCAUCACGUGGGAGUGCUAAGAAGAGAUCUUCACACAAGAAAAGGCAGUAUCGUUCCAAUCGUGACUCAUCUACAAGUGUUAGUCCAAGACGCAGUUCACGCAGGGAGAGGAGCAAGUCUCGUCGUCGCAGCAGUCGGCGUCGCUCGGUGGACCGCCGCGAACGGGAGCGGGAGCGCGAGCGAGAGCGGGAGAGGGAGCGACGUCGACGUGAGCGGGAACGCCGCGAGAGGUCGCGAGAACGUCGCCGAUCGCUUGAAAGACGUAGACGCUCACGUUCACGCUCUCGACGACGUUCAAGAGACAGGUCUCGCGAUCGUAGACGUUCGCGUUCCCGCAGGCGUACGCGUUCUCGCCGUCGUUCCGGGCGUCGCUCGCGCGACCGGCGAUCGCGGGACCGGCGCUCGCGCGACCGGCGCACCAGAGACAGGUCAAGGGAUAAAAGAUCAAGAGAUCGCUCCGGAAAAGAGAGACGAUCGAGGGAUAGAAAGUCCCGCGAUAGGAGGUCGAGCGAUUUGAUUAAGGAGCGCUUGGAGAAAUCUGUAUCCAUACCGCGUAAAGAAAACUUGGAAAAACUACGCAAGAAAUCUCCUGAACGAGUAUCUGUUCCUCGAGAACGCUCUAAGGAACGCGUAUCGAGUUCUAGUCGUGAAUCAUCUGUAGUAAAUGAAAAAACAGUUUCUCAAAAUGAAAGCCAGAUAAAACCAGUUCAAUCAUCUGACGAUGAAGAUAGGGAAGAUUUCAUUGCCGUACCGGUUCUCAGAGAGUAUUCAAAGAGUCUAUCUCGGACACCUUCACCAUUCCUAAGAAAGCAUGAAAUUGAAAACAAAAAAUCUGAUAAAUCUGGUGAUGAUGCUUCUGGAAAAGAACAAAACGAAGAAGAAACUGCUAAAGUUCAAGAAGCAAAGAAAUCUAAACGUAAAGGAAAGCAAUCUGAAUCGGACAGUGAAAGUAGUGAAGAAGUCUCUAAAUCUAAAAGCAAAUCUAAACUGAAACGUAAAGAGAAACCCACUUCAAAAAGGUCUAAGAAGACAAAGAAGGAAAGCUCUUCAAGUGAGAGUGAGUCCGAUGAUUCUUCCUCAAGUGAUUCAGAAGAGGAUAGAAAGAAGAAAAGCAAAAAGAAUGCUAAAAAGAAGUUAGCAAAAAAGUCCCGUAAGAAGAGAGCUCGAUCUUCGAGUUCAGAAUCGAGUUCUGAGGAGGAAGUGAAGCAUAAGAGUUCUAAAAGUAAACAAAAGAACAUUCCAGAAGAAUCUGAUAUUGACAAGAAGUCGAAAAAACGGGGUAAAGAUUCAAAUACUGAACGCUCGAGGCCAGAUAAAGAAAAUAAACAGGUAAAGACUAAAAAAGCUGACAAUUCAGAAGAUUCCCACGACGAUAGCUCGGACAGUGACGAGAAAUCAACUAAAAAGAAAGCUAAGCAUGAUUCUACUUCAUCUGAAAAAGAAUUGAGACGAAAGAAAGCAGAUCCAGCUAAAGAAAAAAUAGCUUCGCCUGAAGUCACUAAAUCCAAGAAAGGUGAAGAGAAACCUUCUAAAAUUAAGCACGCUGAUGAUAUAAAGUCAAAAUCCCGCGAUGAUGGUGAGAAAAAAGCUAAGAAGAGAGAGAAAGAAGAUUCCUCAUCUGACAGUGACCAAGUAUCAAAGAAAAAACCUAGGAAGAAGGUAUCAGAUUCUGAAUCAGAUUCGGACAGCGAUGAACCUAAAAAGUCUAAAAAGGCUAAGAAACAUAAGAAACACUCAAAGAAGCAUAAGAAACAUAAAAAACACAAGAAAGCUUCUAAGCGAAAAGAUGAUUCUUCUGACAGUGACGAAGCAGAAGAGGAAGAAGAGGAGGAGGGUAAGGUGAAUAACGAGGACUUGGAAAAAAAACUUCGUGAAAGGGCAUUGAAGUCUAUGAAAAAGCAAACUAGCGUGUCUGGGUCAGAUUAACAUUUAAGAAAUAAAUUUUAUUCAAAAUUGCGAUAAUGUUCAACUGAUUGUUCAUCCAAAUCAAAUAUUUGUGCUGUUUUGACUAAGUAAUAAUUGUUAUGGUUGAACUUUUUUUGAUAUUCGUUACAUUGAAUAGGAUUAAUUAAGUAAGCAUACAUUUCAGUGGUGACUUUUUCGAUAAAACUUUAAUGUUCAUUAAAUACGCUAUGUAACUAAAAAUUUUUAAUGAAGUAGGAAGUAUGAUUUUAAGAUUACGUGUAUGUCUUUGUUAGUAAUAAAAUUUGCUAAUUAUGCA
Vanessa tameamea is the source of this 3355-nucleotide messenger RNA. RefSeq names its product peptidyl-prolyl cis-trans isomerase G-like (gene Srrm1). The transcript is spliced from 14 exons. The coding region runs from base 265 to 3060 and encodes 931 amino acids. Gene Ontology annotation, biological process: mRNA processing; regulation of mRNA splicing, via spliceosome. Gene Ontology annotation, molecular function: RNA binding. Lineage: Eukaryota; Metazoa; Arthropoda; Insecta; Lepidoptera; Nymphalidae. The record is from RefSeq and is a predicted model, not a curated record. Gene Ontology annotation, cellular component: spliceosomal complex.